This is a messenger RNA of Lotus japonicus, 1331 nucleotides long. RefSeq lists its product as uncharacterized. Bases 75 to 653 code for a protein of 192 amino acids. NCBI's taxonomy places the organism in Eukaryota, Viridiplantae, Streptophyta, Magnoliopsida, Fabales, Fabaceae. The record is from RefSeq and is a predicted model, not a curated record. The transcript has a single exon.
GAAACAAAAAUAGUACAACAAACACUUCUCUCCCUGCUCUGUCUUUUCUUCUUCCACCUUCUUCUUCUUCAGCCAUGGCAUUCCUCGUCCGUCUCAGAACAAUCCACACUGUAACUAACCCUUCUCGUUCUGUUUCUAUGCUCCACCACCAACGCCUCCUCUCCACCUCCAGCUCCGGCGCCGGCGACCUCCUCCGCCUGAGAACAUUCCACUCUUUGACAACCCCUUCUCUGCUCCACCACCACCGCCUCCUUUCCAACUCCACCUCCAACUCCGGUGACAGCGACGAUUCCAACACAAACCAUCCCUUCCUCUCCAGUCUGACAAAAAUCCAAACAUUUCUGCUCCGCCGCCUCAUCCCCAUCUCUGACACCGGCGUCGGUGACCACCCCUCCCCUUCCCUUGUCAAAGAAAUCAGGGAGGCUUUCAAACAACUCGCGGAGAGUGAUGUCUUUCUCGAACCAUUCAUCUCCACGUUACCCUUCGAGCUCCCCUCCCCCCUUUCUCAGCCUACUACUCCACCAUCCCCUACAACCCUUCCCCCAACUGCCAAAAACCUCACCACCAAAACGCGCCGCCGCGCGAGUCCUCCAACUCCAACCCAACCUACUCCUUGGUUCACAAGCUUGAGCACCUUAAGGCCAGUGCGUUGAGCUUGAAUAAGAGGUUUGCUAGUGAUCGGCAACGGUUAUUGGUUUUGUUCGAGCCCAAAAUGGCUCUCAACGAAGAGAUCAAUGAGAUGACGACGGAGUUUCGCGAGAGCGGCCGGAGCAUUGGGCUGCUGCAGAUUGAUAUGUCAAUUACAAAGAUGACAAGGCAUAAUGAGAUGACUGAGAAAAUUUGUGACUUGGCAUUGGAGUUGUCAAACUCAAGACUAUCUUCCAACUGUGAGAUUGUCAAAAACUUGUACCAGCUAAUGGAAGAUUGGCCGCAGCACAAGGAGCUAUGGAUUGAAUUGAAGAACAAGCUGUGAACGUUUCAGGAGAAGGAGUCCAAAGGUUUUAAGUUGCUGGCCGUGGAUACCAACUUGCAACUAGGUAUCCUCCAACACCGCAUUAACAACCUGUUUGAGCUACGCGACAACAACAAAGAAGGGUGAAGAUUAAUUAAUGUGUUACGGUAUCUUACUCAAGUUUUCUUUUUCAUGUAUCUAGGGGUGGUGAAUUGGUUAGAUGGAUGGCUGAUGGAUUCAAAUUUGUGAUUAGUGAAAGCGGAAACAUGAUUAACUAUUCAAAAUGCUGCUGUAUUUUGGAAGGAAUGGUCAGCACAGUAUUUUGUCUAUAACUCCUAAUGUGUCCAUAUUAACUUGAUGAACUUGGUUCUUGGUUAUC